This is a messenger RNA of Sebastes umbrosus (honeycomb rockfish), 4190 nucleotides long. It is a transcript of the gene sema4d, whose product is annotated as sema domain, immunoglobulin domain (Ig), transmembrane domain (TM) and short cytoplasmic domain, (semaphorin) 4D. The coding region runs from base 476 to 3145 and encodes 889 amino acids. Gene Ontology annotation, molecular function: semaphorin receptor binding; chemorepellent activity. Lineage: Eukaryota; Metazoa; Chordata; Actinopteri; Perciformes; Sebastidae. Gene Ontology annotation, biological process: negative regulation of transcription by RNA polymerase II; negative regulation of axon extension involved in axon guidance; ossification involved in bone maturation. The transcript has 17 exons. The record is from RefSeq and is a predicted model, not a curated record.
GAGUAUUUUGACGUUGCUUUUGCUUUACUCCGACUAACGUUACUUCUCCGACCACUGGGUCUCUCACCACCACCGCCUCCCUCUGCUCCCUCCUCCCUGUGUGCUGGUCUCACAGCCCGGAGAGGUUUGAAUCAGUCUCUGGUCCAGCAGCCGCCAUGCUGAGCUGAGAGAGAGAGAGAGAGACACACGGACCAAACUUUGUCACGCUGCACCGACUCAUCUCCGUACCCACCGGGACAAAGAGGAGAACAUUCCCACGACUGGUCUUGUGACGUUUGCCCUGGGCCUCUCCCUCCGCAACCCAUUUCCAACCGUGUGAAGACAAGUGAGAAGGAGUUUAAAUGAAUCAGUAUUCGCUCGCCGACGCCAUGACCGACAACUUGAGGAUUUUAUAAUUCUCUCCAGAGGAAGAGCGUCGCAUCUUGUAAGGAGCCACAGAGGAAACUUCACAGUUCCGAAGUUAUCAGAGUCUAACAUGGGAUUUGGCGUGCUGGGAGUGUUUCUGGGGCUGCUGCUCGAGGUCUCCACCCAUGGACCCCACGCUGUGCCUCGAACUUCCUGGAGACACCAAGAUUUAGAUCUGAUGGAGUUUUCGGAGCCGGGGAUCUUCAACUAUUCCACGUUGCUGCUGAGUGUGAAAAGAGACGCGCUGUAUGUGGGAGCCAGGGAGGCCAUCUUUGAGCUCAGCAUGAAGAACGUGACAGUCAAAAACAACAAGGUUCAAUGGACAGUUGCAGAAAACCCCAUGGUGAUGUGCACACAAAAAGGAAAAUCAAAAGAGAGGGAUUGUCUAAACUACAUCCGAGUGCUCCAAGUCGUAGACGACGAGCGGCUGUAUGUCUGCGGCACGCACGCCUUUCAACCUCAGUGUGACUACUUGAACCUCGCUGACUUCUCGUUAGACGGCCGACCCGAGGACGGCCGGGGAAAGUGCUCCUUUGACCCGUCACAAAGCUUCACCACGGUCAUGGUUGAUGGAGAGCUGUACUCGGGGACAGCUUAUAACUUCUUAGGCAGUGAACCGAUUAUGUCCAGAUACUCUCCGUCCCAGUCGCUGCUGAGGACAGAGUACUCCACAUCAUGGCUCAAUGAGCCCAGUUUUGUUUUUGCCGACGUGAUCAGUGAAGGGAGAAACAGAAUGGAUGGCGAAGACGAUAAAAUCUACUACUUCUUCACCGAGGUGUCAGUGGAGUACGAGUUCUUUGGCAAGCUGCUGAUCCCCAGGGUGGCGCGCGUCUGUAAGGGCGACCUCGGGGGGCAGCGCACCCUGCAGAAGAAAUGGACGUCCUUCCUGAAAGCCAAGCUGGUGUGCUCCAUGCCCGAGCUCAACUUUGUUUUCAACGUAGUGCACGACGUGUUCAUCCUGAAGGGGGCGGACCGCAGGGACACGGUCAUCUACGGAGUCUUCACCUCCCAGUGGGGUAACGUGGGCUUGUCGGCAGUGUGCGCUUACAACUUGACGGCUGUGGAGGAAGUCUUCUCCAAGGGCAAGUACAUGCAGAAGGCCACAGUGGAGCAGUCUCACACUAAGUGGGUCCGGUAUAACGGCAUCACUCCUUCUCCACGUCCUGGAGCGUGUAUUAACAACCUGAUGCGACGGCAGAACAUCAGCAGCUCUCUCCACCUGCCAGACAAGACCCUCCAGUUUGUGAAGGACCACCCCCUGCUGGAGGACCCCGUCCUGCCCAUCGGCAACGGGCCUCGCCUCAUCACCAAAGACGUCAACUACACUCAGAUCGUCGUGGAGAGGGUGCGCGCACUCGAUAGGAACAUUUACGACGUCAUCUUCACCGGAACAGAUAAGGGAGUCCUGCACAAGUCGGUGGUGUAUGAAGGAGAAGUGCACAUUGUGGAGGAGAUCCAGCUCCUGAAGAACUCUGAGUCCAUCAAGAACCUGCUGCUGUCCUCUGAGACCCGCUCCCUGUACGCCGGCUCUGACUCCGGUGUAGUCCAGUCCCCCACAGCCUUCUGCAGCCGGUAUCUGUCCUGCGACGACUGCGUCCUGGCUCGAGACCCGUACUGUGCCUGGGACCCUCACGCUGCUGCCUGUGUCAAUAUCUUUGACGUUCCCAGCCAGCGGCUUAGGAAGCUGAUCCAGAACCUGAACGGUGACGCAGACAAGUGUCCUUCAGCAUCAGGUCUGUCUCUGAAGGACUACCAGCGUGUGACAGUGAAACCAGGGAGCUCCGCUGAGCUGCCGUGCCUGGGACACUCCAACCUGGCCCAGGUGAUGUGGAAAUCCAACGGCUCCGCGCUCACCGAGGCCUCUCGCUUCCACCUCAUAGGCGAAAACGGUCUCCUCAUUUACAGCGUGGCUCCGGAGGAUCAAGGUCACUACGAGUGCUGGUCGGUGGAAUGGGCCCCCGCCGCCGGGAAGAACUUCAGCCGCCUCCUGGCCGGAUACGUCCUCACUCUGGAUCUCCCGCCCAGAGCCCCUCACCAGACGGGCCACGUGACCGCCACCACCCUCGGCGGCCGGGAGACAUCCAGCGCGCGUGCAGCUGAAGGUAAUGGUAAGACAGACAGAGCCCUACUAACGUCGGCCCUCGCCCCUCCCAGCUUCACAGCCACAGUCCAAUUCACCCCCCCACCCCAAACUGACUCAUCACUAACCCCGCCGCCCAGCAGCACAGUCCAGUUCCAGCCGAAACAGCACCUUCCUCCGAGCUCCAACGCCCCCCACCCGGACAGCCGGGACCCGGCGGCGGAGUAUUUACAGCACAACAACAGCACCGCCCUCCUCUUCCUUUUCCUCCUGUUUUUCCUCCUCUUCUUGGCAGCGCUGGCGUACAACUGCUACAUGCAGUACCUCCCCGCUCCCUGCCUGCGGCUGCGAGCCGCUCUCCUGGGCAGCCACAAGAGCGCCCAUCAGCCUGAGUACCGGGCCUGCGAGGCCGGUUUGAUGGAGGCGUCCGCGAGUGACAAAAUUAACAUGACGGAGCAGCCGACGCAGAACGGCAGCCAAACCACUCAGAACCUGCGGGCGCUGCGCGACACCGGGUACGAGACCGAGCCGGAGUGCGGCAACGGUCAGAUCCCGUCUCAGACUUUCGGAGGCGACAGCCCGUCCCAAGAGAAACCCUUCGACGUGGACUGUGAAUCUCAGCCCAUCCAGUUUGCAGAUGCAGAUGAACCAUACUGCUAGCCACAAGUUGUUUCUCUCAGAGACUAUGUCAUGGGGGGGUCACACUCUUGCUGCCUCUUCCAACGACUAACAAGUCUAAGUGGUCUCCUCUAUAUGAAAGUAUGUUCAGUGUACAGCAUCACAUGAAGUUUAGUUAUCACAAGGCUUAAGUCAGGCGUCCCGCUUGAACUGGAGAGAUUUAAAGAGGUAGUAUGAGGUGUUUCUCAGUGGGGUUGUAUGAGGUACUGAUCCAUAGUCAGUGUAUUACCUACAGUACAUGACGGUCAGCACGCCCACAGUUUGGAGAAGCAGACAGGACUAACAGAAGCAAAGCAAUGUGCUGCUGUGGACGGGGCCGGCAGCAAAACGUAUUUUAGCUAUCUAAAAGAAAAGCCCAUCUGAAAAAUCAAUAGCUGUGUUUCCAUUCAAUUGUCAAGCAGAUUUUAAGCAAACUUUUGAAAUGCCUCAAAAGAAAGUUAUGCAAGUUCGGCGCGUGUCCAUCAACUGGUUUGGAGCGAAUAAACUCGGCUACAGCGUAGUUUGCUCAGACUAUGGAUCAGUACCUCAUACAACCCCACUCCAAAACACCCGAACUAUCCCUUUAACUCUUGUCUGAUUUGGGGUUUAUGCUGAUAAAUCAGAAACUGUAUUGACAGAAGCUGCACCCUCUCAGCUUAGUCCAGCAAGAAAAGCUAUUCCUUAAAUUCCAAAUUGGAAACAUUGUUUACCAAAUUGGUAAGUUACCUUGAUGUUUUCCAAAUUGGAGUCAUGAUUUUUUUUUGUACAGCCUGGGUGAAAAAUAAUCUCUUGAAGCUUUUUGCAUCUGGUGUAGGCUAUUAUUGGACUAAAUGCUUCAACGUUACAGUAAUUUCUCAGGGAAGAUUUGCUCUGUACGUUCUUGCCUAGCUGUGUACAGUGUUGCCAUCUGCAGCGCCUGGUAUGUGGGCCUUAAUCUCACCCAGUGAGGUGGCAACGUUUAGGGGUUUGAAGGUCAGAGAAAAAAGAAAAGCGACAACUUGCAUGAUAGAAAAAUGCUGGAAUAAAUCAAACCACUGUCUCGUGUAGA